Stomoxys calcitrans (stable fly) is the source of this 647-nucleotide messenger RNA. It is a transcript of the gene mRpL35, whose product is annotated as large ribosomal subunit protein bL35m. NCBI's taxonomy places the organism in Eukaryota, Metazoa, Arthropoda, Insecta, Diptera, Muscidae. Gene Ontology annotation, biological process: translation. Gene Ontology annotation, molecular function: structural constituent of ribosome. The record is from RefSeq and is a predicted model, not a curated record. Gene Ontology annotation, cellular component: ribosome; mitochondrion. The transcript has 2 exons. The coding region runs from base 84 to 605 and encodes 173 amino acids.
UUGCCUCUUUUAUUUUUGGCUUACACACUAUUCUUGGUUAUGUGAUUCGGUUGCAUUUUGUCUAAAUUGAAUUACUGAAUAAAAUGCUUCGUUCUUUAAUUGGAAAUGCAAUUAAAGGAGUAUCAUAUGCUUCUGUAUUGCGGAUACCGAUUGCAGCACCAGUACAAAAGUGUUCAUUUUCCAUGUUGCAAGUUUACAACGGCAGCAAGUGUUAUCCACAAAUUACACCCAUAGAAGCUAAAUCAGAUUUGCUGAAACAAUCUUUCGACUUGCAAACACCACAGUCACGUAAUGUAACAAAGUUCUCUCUUAAUAAGGGCAAAAGAAAGUCUGUUAGAGCUGUUGUGAAACGAUUUAGACGUCUUGAUUGGGGUGCCUGGAUUCGCACUUAUACUGGACGUCAGAAGAAACUAUUUUCAAAAUCAUCCAAUUGUAAACGCCGCCUUCGUCAGCACGUGUUCACCAACUCAGCGCAAAGUUGGCUACUCGAUAGUAUGGUAACAAGUUUUUGGCGACGUCCUAAAAAUUGGGUCGAUGAUAUUUAUGCUCCGUAUCAUAAGCGAGAUGAAUUCUUUGCUACUAAAAGUAAAUCAUUUAAAGUAUAGGGCUUAAUGUAUAUUGAUAAAUAAAUAAAUUGUUUUCAAUCA